CUGAGAGGUAGUAUUUCGAAAUUCUUUUCUUUGGAAAUACCAGUUUAUGUUUAAUAGUUAUUGCAAUAUAUUCCUAGGCAUUUACAAAUAGUAUAGUAUUUGUAAUUGGCAUUGUAUGCUGUGGAUAUCUGAAAGAACACUGCUGAAAGAUGGGGGAGUUCUUUGACAACAACCGUUGUUUGUUGAUGAUAGUUGGAGGGGGGUUUGUGUUAGUGGCCGCGAUUUUGGUCAUCGUGCUUCCUAUGAGCUUUUCCACCCUCGAAUACCAUGAGUAUGGCUUCAAAAGACAGAAAAGUACAGGGUCAGUUGACACAACAACGGUUUACUCGGGUGGCAAAUACCUCAUUGGUCCAGAUGCUGAAUUUAAGGUUUUCCGAGCGGACGCACAUUUUCUGUCCGUAUAUGACAUUACCGUGUUCACCUAUGACAAAUUAGAGGUCAAGGUCACAGCCAAUUUUCAGUAUUUUCUAAGGAAAGAUGAGCUGCCCCUUCUCCACGAUGCUUAUGACCUGUACUAUGAAGACGUCAUGAAGUCCAACGCUGUUGAUGCAUUGAAGGGAGCGAUUACAACGUUUAACACGCGUGACUUGUUCUCCAAGCGUGCGGAGGCUGAAGAAAUGAUUGGGAAAGCUGUCAGUCAGAGACUGGGUGGGACUUGUUGUAGGAAAGAUUGUAAUGAGUACAGAUGGGCGUGUGUACAAGGCUGCAUACCAGCUACCUCGUGUGACGACUCAUUGAGGGGACUGAACGCCAACGUCAAGUUUUUCCAGCUGUCUAACGUCCGUAUCCCACGUGAAGUUGAGGAACAGUUCAUGACAACAAUCAUCCUCGGGGAGAAGGAUCUGAGGGAAAAGUUGUUACAGAACGCAACUAUUAUUCGGAAAUCGACAAAUGCUGAGGUACAAGACAUUAAAAACAAGGCUUCUGAAGUUGUCCAGAAUUCUACGGCUGAAGCACAACGCAUCUUCACCGUCUCGCAGGCUGAAUAUACGAACACCAUUGAGACCGCUCGAUCCACCGGCCUGAAACGGUUGUACUCUGACUUGAAAAUCUCCAACCAGGAACAGAAGAACAGCUUCGACUACCUUCGCACCCUACGAGGCUUGAAGAACGUGCAUCUUACUGUGGACUUUGACCAACGAAUUGCAGGGUCUUUGAACUAAGAUAGUUUUACAUCAUGUUAGUGUUAUAAGGGGAGUUUUUAAAAAUGCUUAAGCAAUUGGCAUGGGUAGAUCUUGUUUUAUUCCUAUACUAUUGUUUCAUUCUUUAUGAGUCAGAUUUUUCAGUAAAAAAUUAAGAUAUCAGGUGUUGUUUUUAAAAAGAGGAGAUUAUUUCAUAGAAUGCAUUAACAACUUUUUUUGCAUACUUUUUUGUCAAAAACAAAUUUUAAGCAAUAGUAAUUGAUACUUAUUAAAAAUCACCUACCUUUUCAUUUGAAUUAUUACAUUAUUUAGUGACUGCUUUUGACUUGGCCUUUGAAAUUGUAUCUUUUUUAUUCUUAUUGCUUUGUUCAAGAAUAAUUAUCAUUGGACUUUAAAAAUACAUCUAACAAUGAAUGCCACUAUCCUUCAUUGAUAAGAUACCAUACUGUCAUUCAAAAUGUCCAAUUUCUGCCUGUAGCAGUUCAUAUAAUUCCUACUUUUUGUAACUUUUGUUUUCAUAGAUCAGUAAGAUUUUUUAGCUUAACAUUUUAGAAAGCUUUGAUGUCAGAUCAAGCAAUCUUUUUGUAUGGCAGAGGUUUAUCAUGGCAGCUAUGUGCUCAUGACUUUUUAUUUGCGAUAGAGUUGUAAAUUUGUUAGAUCAAUCCUUUUUGAUGGAUAUAGAUGUCUUGCAAUCAAUAUUUUCUGAUGGAAUUGUAGUCAUGCUGUGAUCAGUACUCUCUGAGGAAUUUAUAGAUGUGUUGUGAUCAAUACUCUCUGAGGAAUUUAAAGAUUUGUUGUGAUCAAUACUCUCUGAGGGAAUUUAAAGAUGUGUUGUGAUCAAUACUCUCUGAGGAAAUCCAUAGAUGUGUUGUGAUCAAUACUCUCUGAGGAAAUCCAAAGAUGUGUUGUGAUCAAUACUCUCUGGGAGAAACCUAUUAAUGUGUUGUGAUCAAUGCUCUCUGAGGAAAUCCAUAGAUGUGUUGUGAUCAAUAUUUUCUGAGGGAAUCCAUAGAUGUGUUGUGAUCAAUAUUUUCUGAGGAAAUCCAUAGAUGUGUUGUGAUCAAUAUUUUCUGAGGAAAUCCAUAGAUGUGUUGUGAUCAAUAUUUUCUGAGGGAAUCCAUAGAUGUGUUGUGAUCAAUAUUUUCUGAGGAAAUCCAUAGAUGUGUUGUGAUCAAUACUUUCUGAGGGGAUCCAUAUAUGUGUUGUGAUCAAUACUCUCUGAGGAAAUCCAUAGAUGUGUUGUGAUCAAUACUUUCUGAGGGAAUCCAUAGAUGUGUUGUGAUCAAUACUCUCUGAAGGAAUCCAUAGAUGUGUUGUGAUCAAUAUUUUCCGAAGGAAUCCAUAGAUGUGUUGUGAUCAAUAUUUUCCGAAGGAAUCCAUAAAUGUGAUGUGAUCAAUACUUUUUGAAUGAGUUGUAGAUGUGUUGUGAUCAAUACUCUCUGAGGGAUUCUAUAGAUGUGUUGUGAUCAAUACUUUUUGAAUGAGUUAUAGAUGUGUUGUGAUCAAUACUUUCUGAGGGAUUCUAUAGAUGUGUUGUGAUCAAUACUUUCUGAGGGAUUCUAUAGAUGUGUUGUGAUCAAUACUUUUUGAAUGAGUUAUAGAUGUGUUGUGAUCAAUACUUUCUGAGGGAUUCUAUAGAUGUGUUGUGAUCAAUACUUUUUGAUGGGACCGUACAUAGAUGUGUUGUGAUCAAUACUUACCGAUAGAUGGCUGACUUGUUUUUAUAGCGUAUAGUGUAUGACUUUUCAUUUUAAAAAAUACACCUAGUUUGCUUUUUACACUCCCUGUUGUAAUUCAUUGAUGGUUGUUUUUGAAGACAAGGUCCUAUCUACCAGUUAUAUGGUACUUCAUGUCAAAAUCUUUUGAGCCAAAUAUAUUCAGUAUUUGAUAUGUUUCAAAUAUAUGAACAUUGUUUAUACUUUUUAAUCUUUCUUGUUCCAUUUAUGCUCAUAAUUUUGCUACUCACAGAUUACAAACGUACACCUAUACACCUAGACUUUCAUUUCGUGCAAUUAUUGUUGUAAUUGUGUUUGUCUAUUGUUUUACACUUUUAUAGUAGUUAUGGUUUGAAAUGGUUGUUAUAAACUAGUUUCUGGUUUCAAUAUCGAUCCACGACUGCACACAUAAAUUUUGUAUCAGCUAAACAAAAUGUCCUAAGAAUCACAGAUAUUAAAGAUGUAAUGAAAACUCUUACACAUGUGUAGUUUUUUAUAAAAUAUUUUUUUUAGGAAAAGUAAGUCUGUUGAAUUUGGGAAAAACCAAUGUGACAAAGAUUGAUUUUGAAUACCCUAGUUUUGAAACAAUUUGCAAAGGUAUCUUUAAACUAUCUCAUACAUACGGAGAGCCAUUAGUAUGUACUAUUGGUAAUUCUGUAUUGUAUUUGACUGCUGAAAUUGUUAUUUUCUUAAUUUUCUAUCUAAAUUUGCAGGUAUAUUAAGUUUUUUAUUUUGAUAGAAUACUCAAAAUACUUUGAAACAAAUGUUUGUGGUAUAUUGUCUUAAAGUUGUACUAUACUGAGCAGGGCGGUCAAACUCAUUAUUUAAGUUCAUGUUAACUGUAUGGAUAAAACUGUUUAGUACUUUACUUAGCCAUGUUAGGGAUUUGAUUUUCUGUGGUGAAUCAGCUGAAAUUAAAAUGUUCAUUUUCCUAGGAUUACUAUUUGUAAUAACUAAAGAAUUCAUUUUUUGCGUUUUCCACUAACAUGUUAUUGCCUCAUUUGAUUUUCCAUGCAACUUUUACAUAAAGCACUUGUUUUGCUUAAAUUUUGUUAGUGAUAGUAUUUUAUUUGCGACAUUUGCUUACAUCAUACUAUCAUACACUAAGAUGCCUGUACACUCACGUGAGAUAUAUUUUAUGUUUCAUAAUUAUAUUGUGCAUUUUAUACUUAAAACAUGUUUACAGCAAGGCCGACAACAUACCGUAAGAUCAAGAACUUCAGUAAAACACAUGAGUCACACAAACUUAUUCAUAAGUUUAACAUUCAAGUGCCUUAACUGACAAUUAAUGGUUUUGAAAUUGAGAGUAAAACUUCUCAGAGAAUAUUGUAUAAAAAAGCCUUUGUAAGGUACAGGCAUUAAUAAAAAGCAUGGUUACAAUCUUGUUAUCAGUAAUUAAUAUUUUCCAUAAAUGCAUUAUUUAGUAAAUAGUUAAAGUUUUAUCAUUCAUUUGAGAAAAGUGUCACUUUAAAUACUCUUUGGGAGUUAACCUUCAAUUGAGGGCUUGAAAUGUUUGGUUUGUCUAUUACAGGGUGGGGAUUUAAAUUGUGAAAUUUGCUUGUGAGUAUCUUCUCUGCUCUGUAAUGUAAGCUGCUUUAAACAGUUUGGAUUCAUACUCCUGUUUACUGCAAAUUGUGAUGGACAGAGUUUUUGAGUACUCUCCCUUCCUUUAGAAGUGAUCUACCUCUGCACAUAUAUGCUCCAAUCAGGGUCUCGUUUUGCUAUAUGGACUGUAUUUAUCCCUUUUUUUAAAAGUCCACGGGUCCAUAUUCACUAAUGUCAAAGUCAUUAUAUUUGGCAAAUGUUAACAAAUAAUAGAAAAACCAAGAUAUUCACAAUUAACAUGUACAGCAAAUUUCAUCAUCUGCACUUUGCUGAUACUUAUUUUAAAACCAAAUCAAGAAUAUCUUUUGGAGUCUUCAGUAACCACGGCUCCCCAGAUCUGGGCGUAUACAAGGGAUAGCCGGGGAAAUGGGCCUUGUUUUUACCUUUUCAGUCGCUCCGCAGUGCCGGGUGAAUGCUGUGUUUUUUUCUUGAACCAAAUAUAGGGGGAAUGGGCCAUACCGAGGGUCCUUGGGGUGUGGGAGCAUUUGGCGGGGAUUUUACUACCAGUUUGUCCCUGCAUGGUGUGGAUUUUACCCAGGCUUGGCUUGACCGAAAGUCAAAGUCCCGGCUAUUCCCCAGACCUGGGGGUCAUGGUUACAAUUGACUGGUGCAUUACACUGGCAAUCGUAAUGAAUAUGGGCCCAGGGCUGUCAUAUACCCUAUAUUGUCUCUUAUUAUGUGAUAGUCUUCUUUAUGGAUAUUUACUCAAUAAUUACUAUGUAUUUUAAUCGUUUGUAUUGUAUUUUAUACACAUUAUUUCAAUAUUGUAUGUUAUAGUAUUUUUCCUGGUAGAACAUUACCAUGGUAUUGCAUGUUGUAUUACCAAUAAAUACCUUAUAUGAAA
Messenger RNA from Mya arenaria, 5306 nucleotides. RefSeq lists its product as uncharacterized. NCBI's taxonomy places the organism in Eukaryota, Metazoa, Mollusca, Bivalvia, Myida, Myidae. The record is from RefSeq and is a predicted model, not a curated record. The transcript has 7 exons. Bases 150 to 1163 code for a protein of 337 amino acids.